Molecule: messenger RNA, 1899 nt
Organism: Pedinophyceae sp. YPF-701
Lineage: Eukaryota; Viridiplantae; Chlorophyta; Pedinophyceae
Source: the annotation of a GenBank genome assembly
AUGUCGCAUCCCCCGAAGCGCGUCAAGCACCAGUAUCAGAGCUCGCCGUUUUCGCUGGAUCUCGACAUUCGGCAGCUCCAGCAGAAGGCCGCGCCGCUGGCUCCGCAGGCCGCAGUGCUGGCAGCGCUCAAGGGCGGGCCCCAGGCCGCGCCCUUCACGCCGUUCCUCGUCCCGCCGCGCACUCCGCGUCCGAGCGACCCCCUCAACGACCCCCCCUCCUUUUGGGCCUUCAAGCACGAGCUCGCCGCCUUCGGGCCCGCGCCGCUCCUCGCCUGCGGCGUCGCCGCGGGGCGCGGCUACGGCUACGCAGCCCCGGACUCCUUCGUCCGGGACGCCGCGGCCUUCGCCCUGGUGCGCGCCAGUCAGGAGGCCAACCGCGCCCCGAGCUUCCCGGGGGCGGCGUGGACGCCCGGCGCGCUCGACAGCCUGCUGGCGUCGAUGCAGGCGCCUGCGGCCUCGUGCGACUCUCCGUGCGCCGCGCUCUUCCCCGAGCUGCCGCCGCAGUGCUACGGCGUGGCCGGCGCGCACCCCGCGCCCGUGGUGACCGACUGGCCGUCGUUCGGCAGCGACCUGGCGGGCGACGACCUCCUGGAUCGCGUCGUGGAUGUGUGCAGCCAGGAGCUCGUCAAUGGCGAGGAGCCCGGCACGCGCCUGUCGGCGGAUCCGAUCCUGCGCGAGCUCGGCUGGGGCGCACACCCCCGGGGGGAGUCCCCUCCCGACAUCAGGCCCGCGCCGGCGGGCGACGACCGUGAGCGCGCGCCGCGGCCGUGCCUACCGCGCAGCCCAUCGCCCAGCCCCAAGCGCAAGGCACCGACGCCGCGCAAGGCGACGCAGGGCGACGACGCGCCCAAGCGCACCGCGCCGCGCAGCGCCGGGGAGGACCAGAGCGACAAGAGGGCCUCGUUGCCGGGCGCAGCGACGUCCACGGACGCCGCGAACAUCAUGUGCGGCUUCACGGCGGCGCUGCAGCUGCGCCACGCCCUGCAGCCGACGUGGCCGUCGGGCGUGCGCGUGACGCCGCGGGGGCUCGAGCUCGGGCGGUGCAACCGCUUCACGGACGAGCAGGUCGACCUGCUCAAGACGAUGCUGAUGAGCCGGAACGUGUACUUGAAGCCGCCGCGCAUGGCCAAGGUGCACAAGGGCGCGGGGAAGCCCGGGGCGACGGCGGGGGACUUCUGGGCGUGCGUGGCGAUGCAGGACUUCCUGUACGCGGCACCGUCCGCGGUGGAGAUCACUGGGAUGGACGGGCGGACGUACACGUUCGACUGCAUGCGCGACCGCUACCUGAAGAGCUUCCUGCGCGUGGGGCGCGGCGCGACGGUGGAGACGAAGCAGCGCGUGCAGCACAUGCGCCACGUGUACGGGCUCCCGCACGAGUACGAGCUCAUCCGGAACCCGUGGAGCGGGGAGUGGGAGGACGCCGUGGACGUCAUGAUGGAGGAGCUGAUCCGGUCGUGGCCGGUGCAGACGCAGGGCACGGCGCGCCCGAGCAUCGUGAUCUACCCCAUGCCCGACCGCUCGAAGAACGUGCCCCGCGGACGCGACGGCCUCAGCGUCCACGGGCCGCCGUUUGCGUCGCGCCUCAUGUGGGGGCACUCCGGCAAGGUCACCUCGGAGUGGCCCGGCGGCCGCGCCUACGUCCAGCCCAAGAACCCCCACAGCCAGGCCGCCGCGUUCGUGCGCAUCAUCCGCGAGGCGUGCGCGCUGUGCCACCACUUCUGGUACCCCGACCACUUCAGCCCGGACGCCGAGGUGUGCUACUGCCGCAACAGCAGGUACAUGGUCGCUGCCAAGCCGCGCCCCUACGCGCCGUUCGCCGUCAACGACCCGGCGGUGGUUCCCGCGGACGUCUACAUGGCCCUCCUGAAGCGCAUCGACGAGGGCGCGUUCGACGCCUGA